Messenger RNA from Lytechinus variegatus (green sea urchin), 1834 nucleotides. It is a transcript of the gene slc35b3, whose product is annotated as adenosine 3'-phospho 5'-phosphosulfate transporter 2-like. The record is from RefSeq and is a predicted model, not a curated record. Gene Ontology annotation, cellular component: Golgi membrane; endoplasmic reticulum membrane. Lineage: Eukaryota; Metazoa; Echinodermata; Echinoidea; Temnopleuroida; Toxopneustidae. The coding region runs from base 70 to 1395 and encodes 441 amino acids. Gene Ontology annotation, molecular function: 3'-phosphoadenosine 5'-phosphosulfate transmembrane transporter activity. The transcript is spliced from 10 exons. Gene Ontology annotation, biological process: transmembrane transport.
AAAGUGUGGAACAUAACAUUGCAUGGUUGUUGUAGUGUGGUGAUUUAGAGAGACUGGUUACUGGUAUGAAUGAAAGGCAUGUCGAAUCCUCACAAGCCCCGGCUGGUUGGACGUGUCCCAGCAAACAGGGCUCUCACAACACGCCAGACGUCAUCGUCCAAGCUCAACGACAGCUUCAAGUACCGCGAGGCAGCCACCUAUCUCAUGGAGCUGCCCCCUUCCACCACCCCACAGGGGACGCAGCCCCCUGGUGCGCCCCUCAAGGGGACUCCUAGCUCGAUAGUGACAAAUGGAAAGCAUUCUGUGAACAUUGGGGGCUUUGCAGACGAUGCCAAAGGGGCGAAGGAUUCCAGCAACCAGCGUGAUGUGUUUUAUGUCGUUGGACUCCCUAUAUCAACUUGGUCGACCGGUGCCCAGUUUUUCUUCCUUAUGGGUUCAAUUUUCUUCUUUUUCAUCAUCUAUGGUUAUUGUCAGGAAUUAAUCUUCAGCUUUGAGGAGUUCAAGUCGUUUGGCUGGUAUCUAACUCUCACUCAGUUUGGUUGCUAUACAAUAUUUGGUCUCCUAGCAACCCAGGUACAGAGCGACAACCAAAGAAGAAUUCCCCUGAAGACGUACAUCCUGCUCUCGAUCCUGACUGUCACCACCAUGGGAAUGUCUAAUGCAUCAUUAGGCUAUCUCAACUACCCAACACAGGUCAUCUUCAAAUGCUGCAAACUUAUACCAGUCAUGUUGGGAGGUGUUCUUAUACAAGGAAAGCCAUAUGGUUUAACAGACACCUGUGCAGCCAUCUGUAUGAGUGUAGGUCUUAUCUUCUUUACGUUAGCUGACAGUACCGUCUCACCCAAGUUUGACAGGACGGGCAUUAUAUUGAUAUCUUUAGCAUUGUGUGCUGAUGCAAUUAUAGGCAACGUUCAAGAAAAGGCUAUGAAAGCACACAGAGCAUCAUCAUCAGAAGUAGUUUUAUAUUCUUAUUCUAUAGGUUUUGUCUUCAUCUUUGUAGGCCUUGUAGGUCAUGGUAGUUUUUUAGAGGCUUUCUGGUUUUGCUAUCAACAUCCAGUGAAGACGUAUGUUUACGCUGUUCUCUUCUCAUUAUCUGGGUAUUUGGGUAUUAUCUUCGUCCUGGCGAUGAUCAGGCAGUUUGGUGCAUUAAUCACAGUUACAGUAACCACAACUAGAAAAACUGUCACCAUGGUCUUGUCGUUCUUGCUGUUCAGUAAACCAUUUACAAUGCAAUACUUGUGGUCCGGAAUGCUUGUCAUCUUCGGUAUCUUCUUAAACGUCUACAGCAAGAACAAGGCCACCAUCAAUCACUGGUUUUCCAACAAAGUCAGGCAGUUGGUAAUACGGCUACAGCACCAACCCAAGUCAUAUCCUAGCGCAAUGACAGAGGUCUGAAUGCUUCAAGACUACAUGUAUAUUAAGAAGUGUGACAUGGGGCCUGUAACAUAAAGCACGGUACUUGAUCGUAAAACCAAAUUAUUACGCUUGAUUUACAUUGGGUGAUUUCAAGUCAGGGCCCUGUCUGACAAAGAGUUACGUUUGAUACGAUCACCACAACUAUGGAUGGCCAGCAAUGUCAACAUCUAAAAUCCAAAUUUGUUCAAAAUAUUUUCUAGAUAUGAAGUAUAUUCAUACAUUCAUUAUUUUCUGGAAGACUCAGUGUGUUCACCUCAUGUCUAGUCUUUUUGUUAAUGCCCACAAUCAUUAUAUUGAUUACCGGUAUUAUGGCAUAUGAACGCCAAGAUUGACUUGACCUGAAAUUUGCCAGGACCGCCAGGUGCAAUAAACAGGGUGAACACCCUACUCUUUGACGAAUAGUGUAUUGGUUUUAACC